AUGUUAUUCACUGAUGAACACAAGAAAUUAACCAAAGAUGCAGAGAACUGGAUGAAAAGCACAGCAGGAUCAAGCAUGAUAGUAGGCACUCUAAUUGCUGCUGUAAUGUUCACAACAGCUUUCACAGUACCAGGUGGUAAUAAAGAAAACUCAGGAUUGCCAACAAUGCUAGAAACUCAAAGAACUCCAUUCUUGAUUUUCAUGAUUUCAAAUGCCUUGUCAAUGUUCAGUUCGAGUACGUCGCUGUUGAUGUUCUUAGGAAUUCAUACGGCGCGUUAUGCAGAAGAAGAUUUUCUCAAGUCUUUACCGACGAAAUUAAUAUUUGGAUUGACAUGUUUGUUCUUUUCGAUCGUUACGAUGAUGGCAUCCUUUGGUUCUGUAUUGUAUCUGAUUCUACAUGAGAAGUUGUCUUGGGUUACCACUCCGAUCAUCAUCCUUUCAACGAUUCCGAUAGUUCUUUUCUCCAUCUUGCAGUUCCCUCUCUUGAUUGAGAUGACAUAUCAGACUUAUGGAUCUGGGAUAUUUGAUAAACCUAAGAAGAAAUCCUAUUUUGCUAAGUUCCCAGCAUGUUUGGUUUGGUGGUGGAAUAAAUAG
Molecule: messenger RNA, 594 nt
Organism: Olea europaea var. sylvestris
Lineage: Eukaryota; Viridiplantae; Streptophyta; Magnoliopsida; Lamiales; Oleaceae
Product: ankyrin repeat-containing protein NPR4-like
Exons: 1
Coding region: 1-594 (197 amino acids)
Source: RefSeq, a predicted model, not a curated record